This is a messenger RNA of Seminavis robusta, 2030 nucleotides long. NCBI's taxonomy places the organism in Eukaryota, Bacillariophyta, Bacillariophyceae, Naviculales, Naviculaceae. The record is from the annotation of a GenBank genome assembly.
AAAGACUUGCGAGGAAGAGAAACCAGGCAAAAGAUAGCAAUGGUGAGACAUGAGACAUGGAACAUCAACAAGUUUGAAGGACAAGACCCGGAAGACCUGGAGCAAGAGUCUUACCAUCAAUCUUUCUCUUGGAUAGUACACCAUCGCGUGGAAAAUUCUUGUUUCUUCAAGAGUUGCGCCGGUGCUUUUGUCGUUCCUUGGUUUUGUGGGUUGCUUGGUGUCGACUUGUCCUUCUUCUUCCAAUGAUCGAACUGUCGCCUUGCUAGCUUCCUUUCUUGGGUUGUUGGUGUUGUCCUCUCCUACGACGAUACGAUUGUGGUUGUUGGUCCUUGGUUCGAUGGUUCGAUGGUUCGAUGGUUCGAUGGUCCUUGGUUGUUUGUCUGGUUUUUUCGUGUUGCGGUGCUGAAAGUGUUCUUCGGAAAUGGAUGUCCAAACGGCAAAAACAACGAAAAUGUGGCGCCCCAGAUUGGGUUGCUGAACCGUCGCGCGCUCCGAGGGACUGGAUUGACAUUCAUUCGGGACUUGAGGUAAGCGUGGAGCGUGGAAGAGGCAGCCCCAGAACGCGGAACUGCAUCUCGCUGCUUCAGCACUACAGCAUCGAUACUUGUCAAAUCGCUGUCAUUGAACAACCAUGGCAGAGACCGGUAACGAUGAUCUCGAAGAUACAAGUAUGGCAAUGGCACCAACAGACGGUACUCAACCAAUAGUAGACAUGAAAACGACCGAGACCGUGAAUGAACAAGGUAGCCGAGAUGAAUCGGGCAGUUCGCUGAAGCGGAAGACGACGGAUCGUCCAAGAGAAGGAAGCAAGAAGAAGAAAAAGAAGUCCAAGGAUGGAGCCAAACAGGGUGGUCAAUAUUGCAUCAUUGACGAGCAUGCAACAGAACAGGCACGGAGGCAACUGCGUAAAGAGCAACGAACCAUCCUGCAUGACUUGAAGAUCGGUUGGGGUUGUUCCGCGACUGAGAAUGAAGCGCACAUGGAAGCAGACAGAAAGAAACACAACGAUCUAUUCAAGCGAGUGCAGCACCCAAGGGAAUUCGUGUUGGAUGCUGACAUUCUAAACGUCCGUGCCAUUCAGCUCAACAAUAAUGUGUCCAUAGGUCAACGGGCUGCCUACAAUCCUCUCACGCUGGCUGCGAAACUGAAGGAAAAGCUAACUAAAAAGACAGCAGCGGAUGAUGAGAAGAGGCGUUUUGAUUGGACGCACUUGGGACACGAAGCGGGUGCAUGCUUCCGGGCUGUCCCGUCCCGAGUGUCGUUUCUGCUUGGACCUCUGCAAAGCCAGACGAUGGCUAAGCAACGUCGACCCUACAAACGACGACACGUCGUCAAGGAGGAGGAACCAUUGGAGGAGCAAGUUUUGGUUCCAUCGGAUGGGAAAGAUUGCUCCGCCAUUUUGGAUCCUGCAGCUCCCAUCAAGGCAGUCAAAAAGUCACUCAAGGAGCAGUGCGCGACAGCUGAGACUGGAGAGAUUGAUAUGAUUCCGUUCCUCGUAAAUCCAAAUUCCUUUACUCAGACGGUGGAGAACUUUUUGAACUUUAGCCACUUGAUCUCCAAGGGCCUUGCCGGUGUGCGGAAAGACGAGGUGGACGGGAACAGUUACAUUUGGUAUAUUGGACAACAAAAGGACGAGAAGCAGAAAUCCGAUAGCGGUGUCGUCCAUUCCGCACGGCAGCUUGUCAUGCCUCUGACCAUGCGAGAUUGGCGCAAGUUAGUGGAUGCCUACAACUUGAAAGAAGGUGGCCUUCCGAACCGUGAUUACUCAGCAACAGCUGCAGGUAGUGUGCCCUCAGAAAAAGAAUGCAAUGAGAAAGUUUCAACUGUUCCCAAAGGACAAAAUCAAGAAGAGCAAAAGGAUGGAGGACAAGAGGACGUGGCAGCUCGCUGAACAUUAUGUUGGACCCAAGCUGGUGCUGGAAUGGUUUGCAUCCUUAUCGAUUGUAUGAUUCAUGAUACUAUCUGCUUUUGUUCGUGGCCGCAAGAGUAGCUGACGGAAGAUUGCUGCUCAAUCAAAACAUAGCUACUAG